GUGUAACGAAUGAGGUCAUGCAGAAGGAGGAAACAGAUCUCGACAGCUAAGAUGGCGGAGGAGCAGCAGGAAUCAUCACAGGGAGAGAUGGAGGGAGUGAACUGCCUCGCGUAUGACGAGGCCAUAAUUGCUCAACAGGACAGGAUUCAGCAGGAGAUAGCCAACAGUAACCCUUUAGUGUCGGACAGACAGGACCUGUCAGUGCUGCAGAGAGAGUACGCUGAGGAUGACACGGUUUAUCAGCUCAAGAUCAAGGACCUACACAAAAAAUACUCGUACAUUCGGAAGACGCGGCCAGAUGGAAACUGUUUCUACAGAGCCUUCGGUUUUGCACAUCUUGAGUCCCUGCUAGAUGACAGCAAAGAGCUUCAGAAGUUCAAAGCAGUUGCAGCUAAAAGUAAACUGGACCUGGUUAACGAAGGCUUCACUGAGUUUACCAUUGAAGACUUCCACAAUACUUUCAUGGACCUGAUCGAACUAUGUGAGAAACAGCCAAGCCUGCAGGAGCUGCUGAGCAGCUUCAACGACCAGAACAUGUCAGACUACGUGGUGGUAUACCUGCGGCUGCUCACCUCAGGCUAUUUGCAGCGUGAGAAUGGCUUCUUUCAGCAUUUCAUAGAGGGAGGACGCUCUGUCAAGGAGUUCUGUCAGCAGGAGGUAGAGCCAAUGUCUAAAGAAAGUGACCACAUUCACAUCAUCGCCUUAGCCCAGGCCCUGGAUGUAUCCAUCCUUGUGGAGUACAUGGACAGAGGAGAGGGAGGAACAGUCAAUCACCACGUGUUCCCUGAAGGCGGUGACCCUCGCAUCUUCCUCCUCUAUAGACCUGGCCAUUACGACAUCUUGUACAAAUAGCACUCCUGGCCACAGCCCACCUCAUCCUCCUGCUGUUGUGCCCCGACAGCAGCGCGUUCAAAAAUAAGUUCAGCAGCCACGUUGAUGAAGCAUACAUCUGUGUAUGAAAUUACACUCAUGUAUUUUGAAAAAAAAAUAAAUAAAAAAAAUAGUUGAAAUCACAUUACAUGCCUCCUUUACCCCCCUCCUGCCCCUCAACGCCCCCAAGUUUACCCUCAGUCGUCACAAAAUGGUUAAAUGAUAAAAAAAAAAAAGUCCUUGGAACAAUAGAAGUGACUCCAGCCAUUUAGAGUUGUACAGGUUUUUUUUCUUUUGUGGUUGUAAAUGUUAUCUACUUGCUUUAUGUUUGAUUCUUUUCCUUUGUUACGCUGCGUUUCAUUGAGUUUUAUUAAAUCGAUUUACAUCUUA
Messenger RNA from Amphiprion ocellaris (clown anemonefish), 1260 nucleotides. RefSeq names its product OTU deubiquitinase, ubiquitin aldehyde binding 1b (gene otub1b). Gene Ontology annotation, cellular component: nucleus. The transcript has 7 exons. Gene Ontology annotation, biological process: negative regulation of double-strand break repair; protein K48-linked deubiquitination. The record is from RefSeq and is a predicted model, not a curated record. The coding region runs from base 10 to 852 and encodes 280 amino acids. Gene Ontology annotation, molecular function: ubiquitin binding; cysteine-type deubiquitinase activity. NCBI's taxonomy places the organism in Eukaryota, Metazoa, Chordata, Actinopteri, Pomacentridae.